Oryza brachyantha (malo sina) is the source of this 875-nucleotide messenger RNA. Its product is annotated as dCTP pyrophosphatase 1-like. Bases 198 to 620 code for a protein of 140 amino acids. Gene Ontology annotation, molecular function: nucleoside triphosphate diphosphatase activity. Lineage: Eukaryota; Viridiplantae; Streptophyta; Magnoliopsida; Poales; Poaceae. Gene Ontology annotation, biological process: nucleoside triphosphate catabolic process. The record is from RefSeq and is a predicted model, not a curated record. The transcript is spliced from 3 exons.
UGUGGAGCAAUGCAAAAACCGAUACCGAUUCAUUCAGGCGAGUGGUAAUUGCGUCCCUUCUGGAGCAUCUCGAGCACCAGGCUGCAAGGCGGCAAUCUCUAGCUUUCCGAGGCACCAAGACGAAAGGCAAACAAAUUGAUUGGCAGGCGCGCGUGUGUUGGUGUUGAGGCGAUUCUUUGCUCAAAGGUUUUUGAGAGAUGGAGGACGAGAAGAAGGCGACCAUCGCGGAGGAGGUGGUGAAAGAGCAGCAGCAGCAGGAGGAGGAGGAGAAGAAGGAGACGGCGGCUUCUGAUGUGAGCCUGAAGGAGCUGUCCAAGAAACUCGAUGACUUCGCCAAGGAGAGGGACUGGGAGAUGUACCAUGCCCCGAGGAACCUUCUGCUUGCCAUGAUUGCUGAGGUCGGGGAGCUGUCGGAGCUGUUCAUGUGGAGAGGGGAGGUGCCCAAGGGCCUGCCCGGGUGGAAGGAGGCGGAGAAGGAGCACCUCGGCGAGGAGCUCUCCGACGUGCUGCUCUACCUGAUCAGGCUCUCCGACAUGUGCGGCGUCGACCUCGGGGACGCCGCCACCAGGAAGAUCGUCAAGAACGCCGUCAAGUACCCGGCGCCGUCGAAGAGCACCUAAAGACGAUCUGCAGGCACGCCGUGUGCUCUCGUUCGAUGCGUUUUUUUUUAUAUUUUUUUUGUCAGUACCUGCAUGAACUCAUGCCGCAGGAUUUUAUGUUGGCGAGAAACAGAGAGAACUCCGUUUAUCGAAAAAGCAAGCGAGACUAUGUUUUUAGCUGAUAGCUGUUUGCAGUAAUGAUUAUGGUUGCGUUCUUUUUAACAAGCGUGACAAUUCAACUGAUAAUAACACCUCAGAUAAAUUAUGAUAAUAAUA